UGCACUUAGUUGGUCACACCGUUCUAAAUGCAAUGACGCUGACACUGACAUCGGACUUCGAUAUUUAUUAUGGACAAUAAUGUAGGGCAAACUGAAGAAAAAUCAAAAAUUGCACCGACAACAGCAAACGCAAGCGAAUUAAUCGCGGCGACACAUAGUGUAGCAAUUGGAGCAAAGUCGCCAACAAGCAUUUUGACAAAUUCAACAUCGUUUUGGAAGAACAGCGGCCGCGCAGUGCCCGGACGGCCUAGUCCAAAACGCGAUAUUCUCGACAACACAACCAGCAAGUCGGGCGCCGGGACUGUGGUGCAGCGUGAUCGUGGCAACGGUGGCGGCAUGGUGUCCACCUUUCGUGACUAUCAGCAGUCGGUGAGCGAUGCCUGGGACACGGGUGACGAUGAAUUCUGCAUCAUAAGCAGCACCGAGGCAGCAGCUGCCGCAGCAGUUGGGGAUGCCACACGCAUAUCGAGGCAGGUUUCACAAACGGUGGCGCUAAACGUCAUCGAAACGCAUUCGCGCAGCAAUCAAAACCACGUCACAACCAGCGAGGCGACCUACACGAACGUUAGCAACACGGAUCUGAUAGUAGGCGGCGCUAGCUAUGCGGAAGAUAUCAAGGAGGAUCGCAGAACAUCGCAUGACAACAACGAAAUCAGAUCUCGCUUGCGUAACUAUCCGGGACGACCGCAGCUGCAGAAGAUUAGCAGCAACUCGCAGGAUGGUGAAUAUGAGACGAAGAUUGAAAAAUUUCAAUUGCUGCUCGACUCACCGCAGCUCGAUUUGGUGGCGCUCAAAAAACUCAGUUGGUCGGGUGUGCCGCGAAAGAUGCGCGCUGUUAGUUGGCGUUUGCUAUCGAAGUACUUGCCGCCUUCGGGCGAACGCCGAAAUGCAGUGCUGCAGAGCAAACGGCAAGGCUACCAGGAUCUGCGACACAACUAUUUUAAAGUGGAUAGUCAGGAUGAGACGCAGCAGGACACCUAUCGUCAGAUACAUAUCGAUGUGCCGCGCAUGAAUCCACAAAUACCGCUCUUCCAGCAGCAGCUCGUCCAGGAAAUGUUCGAGCGUAUACUCUUCAUUUGGGCCAUUCGCCAUCCAGCCUCGGGCUAUGUGCAAGGCAUCAAUGAUCUGGUUACGCCUUUCUUCAUAGUCUUUCUGCAGGAAGCCCUCACACCGGACACAGAUCUUGAGAAAUACAACAUGUCACAAUUGCCAGAGGAAACACGCAAUAUUAUUGAAGCCGAUUCGUUUUGGUGCCUUUCUAAGUUUCUCGACUGCAUACAGGAUAAUUACAUAUUCGCUCAACUGGGCAUACAAGAGAAGGUGAAUCAACUCAAGGAUCUAAUACAACGUAUUGAUGUCAAUCUGCAUCGUCAUUUACAGACACAUGGUGUUGAUUAUUUACAAUUCUCAUUUCGUUGGAUGAACAAUUUACUGACACGCGAACUGCCCCUGCACUGCACAAUCCGUCUGUGGGACACAUAUCUGGCCGAGUCCGAUGGAUUUGCGCUCUUCCACCUGUAUGUGUGUGCGGCCUUUCUGCUGCACUGGAAGGAACAGCUGAUGCAACAGAAUGACUUUCAGGGUCUCAUGUUGCUGCUACAAAAUCUGCCAACGCAUAAUUGGUCCGAUCGCCAAAUAAAUGUGCUGCUUGCUGAGGCGUUUCGCUUGAAAUUCACAUAUGCGGACGCGCCCAAGCAUCUGGAGACGAAGAGUUGACAAAAGCAAUCCGGAAUGAUGCAUAUACGAUACGUAACAUAGAAAUUAGUGUUUACUACUUUUGCUGGUAUAUAUAUAUAUUUAUAUGUAUAUAUACACAAACACUCACACAAACGUAAACAUCAUACAUCAUAUAUUAUAUACAAUUUGUUAUUAUCUCUUGCUUUCGUUUUCUUAUGUUUGUGUGUUUUGUUUCCUAAUUUAAUUUUGUAGCUGAACUUUUAUAAUACGCUUUUCUGUACAUAGAUAUGAAAUUCAAAAUUCCAAAUACAAUUUUACAACAUUUAAGUAGAAA
Drosophila montana is the source of this 2011-nucleotide messenger RNA. It is a transcript of the gene Tbc1d22, whose product is annotated as TBC1 domain family member 22. The record is from RefSeq and is a predicted model, not a curated record. The transcript has 6 exons. The coding region runs from base 70 to 1716 and encodes 548 amino acids. Lineage: Eukaryota; Metazoa; Arthropoda; Insecta; Diptera; Drosophilidae. Gene Ontology annotation, biological process: activation of GTPase activity. Gene Ontology annotation, molecular function: GTPase activator activity.